Drosophila novamexicana is the source of this 3908-nucleotide messenger RNA. RefSeq lists its product as uncharacterized. The transcript has 3 exons. Gene Ontology annotation, molecular function: protein binding. NCBI's taxonomy places the organism in Eukaryota, Metazoa, Arthropoda, Insecta, Diptera, Drosophilidae. The coding region runs from base 248 to 2755 and encodes 835 amino acids. The record is from RefSeq and is a predicted model, not a curated record.
UAGGCAGCAGCAAUUUGGUCAAUGUUAUGACUAAUUGGAAUUAUAACGUGGACAGCGCUUAAAGCGAGCGCUACACCAAUUUAAUACCGUGUCGAGAUAUUCAGUUCAUUUAAAACGUUAAAGCAAUUUUGUGCGAUUUUUGUCGGUAUCUGUUGUCGGGGGUCGCCUUCGCCUUCGCAGUCGCAGACGCUGGCCAAAAGACUUGCCUGGGCAAUAUGAUUGCGUGCAGAAAUCAAUAGAUAAAACCAUGAGCAGCAGCUGCCAGAGCAUCGCCACGGCGGCCAGCAGCGCCGCCACAACAGCAGCCGCCGUCUCCAUGUCCGUUUCGAAUGCCACCUCGGUCGGUUCCCUCAUAGCCGCCGCCUGCCUGCAGCCCCAACAGCAUCUGCCGCACCAGCACCAGGCGCCGCCGGCAGCGUCACACUAUGUCAACGGCACGGGCAGUCUGGGUCGCCUUAAGUUUCAUCACAAGAGUCUCGAUGCCAGCGACGAGGAGCUCGAGUAUGCGCAGCUGUCGCGCUCCACGCACAUCCUGGGCCGCUACAAGUCAGAGCGUUUUCUGGCCUCCAAGCCGGACGAGGAUCGACGGCGACGCACGAUCAUUGUGGAGAAGAGGAACGACUCGUACGGCUUCACGCUGCAGAGCUAUGGCAUACACUACAAGUGCGACGAGGAGCUGGAGAUGAUCACGUACGUAGACUAUGUGGAGUAUGGCGGGCCGGCCUAUCGGGCCGGAAUGCGCGAGGGCGAUGUUAUACUCUCGAUCAAUGGCAACGACAUGGAGAAGGCCGAUCACAAGACCAUCGUGGAUUUCAUCAAGAAGUGCGAGCUGCGCAUGCGCAUGGUUGUGCUCUUCGAGGAUUGUGUGCGCAAGGUGGAUCUGCACAUGCGCUACAUCCAGCUGCAGAGCAUGCUGCAGCAGAAGAUGAACGAGCUGGAGCGUGUGCAUCUGCGCGAACGCGAGCUCCUGGAGGGCAAGUGGAAGACGCACAGCUUGCCGGCGCGUAAGAAGGCAAAUGCCGCCAACAGCUCGCCCAGCGAAGGCGACGGCAUCUCGCCCACGGAGCCGGGCGCCAACGAGCCGGGCUUCUAUCGACCCGCCCUGUCCACCGAGGAUGUGGCCAACAUGGUGCUGCGACAGCAACCGGUGAUCAUACCGCCGCCGGCACAGUUUAUGCUCACCUAUCACUAUCUGGACCCGAGCUAUCGCUAUGUGCUGCGGCCCGCGCACCUCGAGGCGGGGCUGCAGCGAAGCAGCAGCAGCGAUCCCCACCAAGCGCAGCAGGCCAUGCAGUACAUGCUGCAGCGCACCGAGUCGCUGGACACGAACAGCGCCAGCCAGGCGACGCAGUAUCAUAGCGCCAGCGCUGGAGCAGGAGGAGGAGGGUUAGGUGUUGGUUCCGGGGUGAAGCCGCCGGCGCCGCCGCCGCGCACCUGCGAGAAGCACAAGCCGCCCGCCAAGCUGGAGAAGACAAAGCAUUGCCAUGCCGGACACUCGUGCAAUCCCUGUGUGGGCCACUUUCGCUGGAAGUCCGCGGAGAAGUCGCACAGCAAUGGGGAUAAUGUCAGUCUCGAUGCUUACGAUCUGGCCAGUCCCUGCUGCGAUACGCAGUGCGUGCCGACACGUCGUCGCCAUCGCCAGCACAAGGAGCACACGCACAAGCACAAGCAUCGCGACCGGGAAAGAGAGCGCUCCGAGCCGAAGGAUAAACAGGCAGCGGGUCGGCACAAGACGCAUGCCGCCGCCGCCGGCUCGCCUGUGGUCAAGGCGACGCAGCCGAAUCAUCAUCAUCAUCACCAUCAUCGGCAUGUGCACGAGCAGACGCCGCCGCCGCCGGGACAGGCGCAGCCCCAUCAUCAUCAUUAUCAGCAGCAGCCGUCGCAGUCGGGUAGCGUGCGCUCGCGCUACUUUGACCUGGCCUCCGGGCUGGCGAGCCACUGCAGCCUGCAUUCGUGCACCUCCAGCGAAUUUGCGCCCGCCGAUUCCGCCUCCUACACGACCUCUAUCAGCACGGAUACACUCUUCUGGGAGCCCAAGAGCGAGGCGGGACAGGCGUCACGUCAGCCAUCGACCAAGUCGCGUCAGUCGUACGAGCAGCCGCAGCCAGUCCCGGUCCAGGGCCAUGUCCACGGGCAUCAUCAUCAUCAUCAUCCGCAUUAUCAUGUGACCGCGACGCAGGUGCAGCCGUCCCAGAUCUAUCCGAACAGCAUGGCCUAUGUGCAGAAGCCCAAGUCGUGGGACAAUCUGGCCACAAAGGCUCUGGUGGGACAGGGCUUUGGCUACGGUUAUCUGGACACAGCGGUGGCCAUGAAGCCGCCGGUCAAGCUGCAGAUUGCCCAGCAGCGGCAUUCGAUGCCGCGUCGCAAUCCGUAUGGCCGUUAUUCCACCUAUGGCGACGUGGAGAACUAUGCGCCGCCGCCCACCGAAUUUGUGGGCGAGCUGACGACCACGACGACGACCACGAUUACGGCCAAGUCCACUGAGGAGCUGCUGGCCGCCUGCGACUGCCUGACGCCGCAGCAGCAGCAGGCCCUGAAGGCGGCCCAAUAUCAGCUCAGUCAGACGCAGAAGCUCUCGCAUCAGAACUCCUGCCAAAUGGGCUACUAUUCCCAUCUGCCCAGGCCCACCGCGGACGUGGGCAUCUCCACGGGACAACCGCAGUCGCAGCAGCAGCAACAGCAGCAGCAGCAGCCGCAGCAGCAGGCGAAUAAUGGAUGCGAUGUUGCCACCGUUUCGGAGGCAACGCGCUUGUAGGCUGCUAGCCAUUAAUUUAGCCAUUUUCUAGCCAAAUUCGGUGCUUGGCAGAGCUUUUUCGCCGGAAACAGUUGAAAUUUUAAGCUUAUUUAGCUAUUUUUUAACAAAUCUGGCAACCCUUUUCAUUGCCAGUUUUUGCUCAGCAACAGUGUUGCCAAUUCAGCUAUUUUCUUGUUAAAUACGGAUAUUUUCCGAUGUCUUCAGACAAAAAUAGUUAAAUUUUAAACCUUUUUAUCUACUCUUUGGCAACUCUGCAUAUGGCUAAAAUGUGCUCAAAACAGCUAUUUAGCUAUUUCCAAGCUAUAUGUGGACCUAAACAAAGGCUUUCAGCUGAACAUAACUAUAUUUUAAUCAGAUCUAGCUAUUUCUGGCAACUCUGGCAAUCUUUUAUUGCCUAUUUCUGCUCAGCCGGCUUAUUCAGCUAUUUUUAGCUAUUUUUAACAUCAUACCUAGCUUAUUUUUGAAAGGGCAGUUGGCAAAACUGCCGAUAGUUGCCAUCAGGCUAGCAACUAGGCCUACACUACACAUAAACCGUCUUUCAAGUGGACUUCCAAAAUGAAUGCAUUCAUAGGCUAGCAAAUGACUCAUUUGCAAAACUAUCUGGCAACGCUGAGUGCAUUUGAUUUGGGGGCUCUCUACACUACAACAUGUACAUCGAAACAAUUAGCAAAUGUUGCAGCCAAAUUUUAAACAUUUUAACUAGCACUUGAAAAAAAACAGUAAGGAACAGUUAGAGACAGUUAUAUGGAUUACAACUAGACGCAUUGCAGUUUCUGAAUUUUUAGAUUUAUUUGAAGACUGAAAGCUACGCGUAGUAUAUUUUAAUAGAGGUCCGGGUGAGACAGGUUCUUGAACCUGGCCGGCUCAAGUGCUUGAAUCUAUAGUUAAAAGCUAGACAGACAUAUUAUAAAUACAUACAUAUAUGAUUUAUAUAUGCAUGAUAGCUAUUGUUUUUAACAUACUGUAGAUAUACCUUUAAUAUAUAUACCUAAUAUUUAUUAUAGUUAUUAUGAAAAGCUGAUGUCGAACAAUGUAAUUUAAUCAUUGUGAUAGCGCGAAAAGGCAGAUACUGAGAAAACAACAAACAACAAAUACAAUUUUAGUCAACUAUAUAUAUAAAAAUAUAUAUAUCUAAGCAUAAUUCAUCAAAGGG